Messenger RNA from Harmonia axyridis, 1752 nucleotides. Its product is annotated as major royal jelly protein 1. Lineage: Eukaryota; Metazoa; Arthropoda; Insecta; Coleoptera; Coccinellidae. The coding region runs from base 150 to 1349 and encodes 399 amino acids. Gene Ontology annotation, cellular component: extracellular region. The record is from RefSeq and is a predicted model, not a curated record. The transcript has 7 exons.
UUUCUCUAGAUUACCGAAACUACCAACGGAUAUUCCGAUUCGCGUUCAGGUUCCUGCUGAUUGCGUACCGAGUGCUCGAAUUUUAACACGCGCCGGCUAUUACGUGCUUGGCUACUGCUUUUUUUGAAGAUCUGAUUUGAGGUACCAAGAUGAAGGUGUUAAUGCUACUACCAAUACUCAUUUUGAGUGUAAAUGCUCUGGAUCUGGAAGUGGUAAACCAAUGGAACCUUCUUGAUUUCAAAUUUCGCUAUGAUUACAGCACAGUAAGGUCCUUCAGACCUGAAAAUACUGUAUUCACUGGCUUGGAGAUAACUCGUGAUCGAUACUUCUUGUCGAUGCCACGUUUACGAUCAGGAGUUCCUGCAACCCUUGCCACCAUACCACGGAAUAGCCCUCCUGGUUCUAGUCCGGCACUGGAAGCAUAUCCUAAUUGGUCUUUCCAUUCAGCUGGUUCUGGUAAUGUCAGUAGUUGUUCAGAGCUGGUUUCAGUUUACAGGAUAAGACAAGAUUCCUGCAAUAGACUUUGGGUAUUGGAUUCUGGUAUCAUGACAUCAUUAGAAGAUUUUCGGCCGGUAUGUCCACCAAAAAUCAUUAUCUUCGAUCUGCAUACUGAUCGUAUUGUUCGUACCAUCGUUUUCCCCAGAGAAGUGCUGCGACCAAACUCCCUUUUAACGAAUUUGGUAAUUGAUGAGAGCCUUCAGGGAACCUGCGACAAGGCAUUCGUCUACAUCAGUGAUACUGCUGCUCCAGCAAUCAUUGUUUAUAAUUCAGCUCAAGAUACAGCUUGGCGAAUGAUGCAUCCCACCAUGUAUCCUGAUCCAGAUUUUUCCGAUUAUACCAUACAGGGAGAAAUGUUCAGUUUGAUGGACGGCGUUGUUGGUCUCGCAUUUUCACCCAAACAGGCCACCCUCUACUAUCAACCCCUAGCAACUGACAGAAUAUAUAGCAUCCGAACAUCAGCUCUAACCAAAGGACCUCUGGCAGAGAACGAAGCGUUACCAAUCGAAUUGGUAGGAAAAAAGGCAUCUCAAGGACUUGGUAUGACCGUUGAUGAACGUGAUGACACUUUAUAUUUUAGUCCACUAACAGAAACAUCUGUUGCCACUUGGAAUCCUGUUAGCAACAAGCAAACAUUGGCCGCUUACAAUCCCGAUCUCCUUCAGUUUCUGGCUGAAAUCAGAUGGAAUAACAGAGAUAGUAAUAUCUAUAUGUUGUCUACACGUUUCCAAAAAUUCUUCAGGAGGUCUGUUUCUGCCGGUGAAGUCAAUCUAAGGAUAAUACGUUUACGCCCUAGGACUUCCUUGGCUCCCAUUGCAAAUAACAACCACAUUUAUCAGCCAUUCUUCUAAGUCUGAAUUUUUGCAGACUUUUGUAAAUAGUUAAAGACCUUAAAAUAUUUAGUAUCCAAAAUUAUGGAUACAAAUUCCGUUGUUUUAAAGAGUUACCAAAAAUUGAUGACUACGUACAAUGCUUCCUGUGUUGAUAUCAAGAUUGUUUAUAGUUAUUGUUGCUGUUUGUAAUUAUUGUUUUACGGAUAUAUCAACUCAGAAAUUCAUUGUGUUCAAAGAAUAAUAGGCUUUAUUCCAAUUUUGUAUUUUUUGUUUGUCAUAUCUUGUUAUUAUUUCGGAUUUUUUAUUGUGAUAAUAUUCCUCUGUCGAAAGAUUCAAUAUGUCCAGAUAAGAAUAAAAUGAUUUUGUCUGCAAAAAUAUUGAAGAAAAAUAUUUGGUUCAUUAAAACUAUUGCAAUCUGAAA